GCGGUUCGCGAACAUGUUCGUCGCUUGUGGUGCGCGAAUAUUGCAUUGAAAACAAAAACAACUGCCUCAGUUAAUGUUGAUGCUUGAAGUGUGUACAUAGGCGGAAAGAAUGAACUUCAGUCAGAAACUAAUAGUGCAAUUAAUUGAGUGCUUAAAAAACGAGCCAGCAUUAUGGCAAAUAAAAAAUGAAAACUAUAAAAACAAAAUCGAAAAAACCCUUGCAUGGGAUAGAAUUUUAGAAACUUAUAGAAAAAGUGAUCCCCAUGCCACAAUAGACGAGCUCAAAAAGAAAAUUGCUUCACUGCGUGCAUCGCACAGGCGUGAACUUCAAAAAAUAAGAAAAACGAAAAGAUCUAGAGCUGGCGCAGAUGCUAUUUAUGUACCAUCGUUAUGGUAUUUUGAACACCUCGAUUUUUUGCGUCACCAGAAGAACCGAAUCGAAGGAGCUGCUACUUCUGACAAAUCUUCGAUAAUGAAAAGCCCAACACGUCCAAGAAAAAGGAAAGCAGAUGAAUUUUCGGAGCGAGCAGUGAGACAUUUAGAGAAAUCUGACGAUCAGUCGAUGAGAGACGAAGCUGUCAUUUUUGCAGAUGGGUGGGCAGUGCAAUAUCGCAAACUAGACGAAGAUCAAAAAUUGUUUGCAAAACGCAUUAUUGAUGAUGCACUGCUUAAAGGCCAGCUGGGUCUUCUUACUUACAACAGUCUCGUGAAAAUAGAACAAAAUCAUUUAACGGAAGAUCCACGCCCUUUUUACAGUUCGAGCUCUUAUUCUAGCCAGAAUUCACUGUAAUUUCUUCACCAUAACCGCAGCAAAAUAUUAAGAAUGGAAAAAGGAAAAUUAUUUGCCGAAAUUGUUUAGUUCAAAUGAAUGUCACUAAUUUUCACAGACUUAAAAAAUAUAUAAAAAUUAGAAAAGAAAAACCAAAAACCAAAAACAAAAAACAAAAUAAUCUCAAAAUGUCAGCUUUGCACAUUGCUAAAUGAAUUUCAAGAAAAUAUGUAAGCGAUAUUUUGACCAGUUUAGGCUACUCUUCUUUCGUUGAUUUAAUGUUUAUUAUUUGUCCUUGAUUGUACUAUAUACUGCACACAUAGAUAUUGAUUGAAGUAGGUACACUGUUAGUUUACUUAUCUGAAUAAAUGGCGUUAGUGC
This is a messenger RNA of Anastrepha obliqua, 1150 nucleotides long. RefSeq lists its product as uncharacterized. NCBI's taxonomy places the organism in Eukaryota, Metazoa, Arthropoda, Insecta, Diptera, Tephritidae. The record is from RefSeq and is a predicted model, not a curated record. The transcript has 2 exons. Bases 110 to 790 code for a protein of 226 amino acids.